GUCUGCUUAAACAGAUAAGAAUCGCAAACGCCAAUAACAGUAUGUGGAGAGCAACACCCAUUAGCAGUUCAACGUAUCUACGUGUGAUUGUAGCGUCUGCUAGAUUUUCAUUUAAAAUUCAUUUAAAAAAUGUCGAAAAUGUGCUUAAUGAAAAUUAUACUUAAUUUAAUCAUUCUGGGCAUUUUACUCGGCAUUGUGUUCAAUUACGAUAAGUUAUGGGGACCGCCUACGCAACGUGGAUUUUUUUGUGAGGACAACACCUUGCGAUAUCCUUAUCAUCCAAGCACAAUAUCAACUAAUGUAAUGUACAUCAUUGGCUUAUAUGCACCUUUGAUUGUUUUAAUGCUAUGGAUAUUCUUAAAGCAUUUGCGUGAAGGUAAAAAACGACUAAAAUGGUCGAAAUUUUUGCUUGAGUUAUAUACAACAGAAGUGUGGUUUCUGUUUGGCUUUACUAUUGAGCAUUUAUUUAAAAAUGUGGGUAAAUAUGCUAUAGGUCGUUUAAGGCCACACUUCAUUACAUUGUGCCAACCUCAGCUGGCAGAUGGUUCAUCGUGUGCCGAUCCUAAAAAUGUAGGCAUUUUCGUUCAAGUCUAUACAUGCAAAAAUACAGCUAAUUAUGUUACCGCAGAAUUGUUGAACUAUGCUCACUUUUCCUUUCCUAGCGGCCACUCAAGCUUAGCCUUUUAUUCUAUGGUCUAUUUGGUGUUAUACAUACAACAACAGAAACAACUACAAUCGCAUCAAUGCUUUGUACGACAACAGUCGAAAGCGGCAGUAUUUGACCUCAUUUUGCCAACGGUGCAAUUAGUUUGUUUGCUGUUGGCCUGGUUUAUUGCCUUGAGUCGUGUAUUUGAUUACAAACAUCAUUGGUCGGAUUGUUUAGCGGGUGCCCUGUUGGGCUCGAGUGUUGCUGCCGCCAUCUCUUAUUGUUGCCGCAAACAACAUAUAAAGAAAAGUGUUGACGUCUUACCACUUUUGGAGAGUAAUGUAAAUCAAACGCAAAGCAACACUAUGUCAAGCCACAUGGGUGCCGUAUAAACCUUCAAGGCUGCAUUAAGUUUGUGCCGCUAUAAACUACGUUCAUCUUAAAAAAGCAUAAAACCACGUUACUCUACGCGGGCGAUACAUGCAAUAAGUAAACUGAAAGAGAAUAAAAUAAAUUUCGAACUUAUAGAAAAGGGUUUUCAACAUUUUUCUUUCUUUCUCUUUGUUUGUUUAAUUGAAAAACUGAGUGAAUUGGAUAAAUCAAAGGUGUGCAAGAGAUAGAAGGCAAAAA
Molecule: messenger RNA, 1276 nt
Organism: Glossina fuscipes
Lineage: Eukaryota; Metazoa; Arthropoda; Insecta; Diptera; Glossinidae
Product: putative phosphatidate phosphatase
Exons: 1
Coding region: 130-1038 (302 amino acids)
Biological process (GO): phospholipid dephosphorylation; signal transduction; phospholipid metabolic process
Molecular function (GO): phosphatidate phosphatase activity
Source: RefSeq, a predicted model, not a curated record